AUGAGAAAUAUUCUUAUUGUCGGCGCGACAAGAGGCCUUGGGCACUCUCUAGCAACCCAAUAUGCGAAGAAAGGCUUCACAGUCUAUGCAACUGCCCGUUACUCCGUCCCCCAGACGCCAUCACACGGCAUCCGCUGGAUCGCAAACGUCGACAUCGCCCACGAAACGGCUGGUCGUAGAAUCACUGCCCAAUGGCAGGAAGAAACCAAGAUCGACCUUCUCAUCAUCUGUGCAGGCUACUUCGCCAUAGAAACUCUCGAGGAACCUCAUUGGGACAAGGAAAUCGCUAUGUACAAGACUUGUGCGAUCGGGCCUGUAUUUCUCGUUCAUCAUCUUCUCCACGCAGGGUUGCUGAAGGAGAAUAGCAGAGUGGUCCUUGUUGGGUCCGAAGGCGGAAGCGUGACGCUGCGCCAUGAGAGUCAAGGCGGAGGAAACUACGGAGGACAUGGAAGCAAGGCUGCUCUGAACAUGGUCGGAAAGCUCUUGAGUAUAGAUUUGAAGCCACAGGGGAUUGCCGUUGCUAUUGUUCACACCGGAUAUUUACGGAAGGAAAACAAGGAGGGGUACUUUGAGCCUGGUUCCAAAGGAGCUGUCAAGCCAAACGAAGCAGCCGCAGGACUGGUUGAUUGGAUCGAAUCCUUUGACAUCUCUAAGACCGGGGAGUUUUGGGCACCGAGAGGAGCUAGCGAUAUCAACUCCGCUGAGGCUGUGCUUGGUCCACUGGAUACGCUGCCAGUGCCGCUUCAGCUACCGUGGUAG
Messenger RNA from Mytilinidion resinicola, 759 nucleotides. RefSeq names its product NAD(P)-binding protein. NCBI's taxonomy places the organism in Eukaryota, Fungi, Ascomycota, Dothideomycetes, Mytilinidiales, Mytilinidiaceae. The transcript is spliced from 3 exons. Gene Ontology annotation, biological process: siderophore biosynthetic process. The record is from RefSeq and is a predicted model, not a curated record. Bases 1 to 759 code for a protein of 252 amino acids. Gene Ontology annotation, molecular function: oxidoreductase activity, acting on the CH-OH group of donors, NAD or NADP as acceptor; 2,3-dihydro-2,3-dihydroxybenzoate dehydrogenase activity.